Molecule: messenger RNA, 966 nt
Organism: Galeopterus variegatus (Sunda flying lemur)
Lineage: Eukaryota; Metazoa; Chordata; Mammalia; Dermoptera; Cynocephalidae
Product: olfactory receptor 10T2-like
Exons: 1
Coding region: 1-966 (321 amino acids)
Biological process (GO): G protein-coupled receptor signaling pathway
Cellular component (GO): membrane
Molecular function (GO): olfactory receptor activity; G protein-coupled receptor activity
Source: RefSeq, a predicted model, not a curated record
AUGGGCAAUCGGACCGCAGUGAGCACAUUCCUUCUGUGGGGAUUUUCCAGUUUCCCUGACCUACAUAGUCUUCUCUUUGUGGCGGUGUUCUUCUCCCAUGUGACCAUCCUAGCUGCAAAUGUGUCCAUAAUGGUGACCAUCAAGCUCAGUCACAACCUUCACACCCCCAUGUACUUCUUCCUCUGUGGUCUGUCCUUCUCAGAAACCUGCACCACGAUGGUGAUCAUCCCCCGCAUGUUAGUGGACUUGCUAUCAGAGAGCAAGACCAUUUCUCUUCCUGAGUGUGCCACGCAGAUGUUUUUCUUCUUUGGUUUGGGAGCCAACAACUGUUUCAUCUUGGCUGCCAUGUCCUAUGACCGUUACACUGCCAUCCACAGCCCACUGCACUACCCAAUCCUGAUGACCCGAAAGAUCUGCUUUCAGCUCAUGAUGGCCUCUUGUGUGGUUGGGACAGUGGUGUCCCUGUGCAUUGUCAUCAUAGUAUUCAACUUGUCUUUUUGUAACUCCAGCACCAUUCAGCACUUUUUUUGUGACAUUGCCCCUGUGGUCUCCCUGGCCUGUGAUUACACCUUUUUCCAGGAAAUGGUUCUCCUUGCAUUCACUGCCUUUGUGUUGAUGGGCAGCUUUAUUUUAAUUAUGAUUCCAUAUGUCUUUAUUGUGUCCAUAGUUGUGAAGAUGCCCUCUGCAAGGGGAAGGUAUAAGGCCUUCUCUACUUGUUCCUCCCACCUCACAGUUGUGUUCAUACACUACGGAUUUGCUUGCUUUGUCUAUUUGAGGCCUAAGAACAGUGACUCAUCCCGUGAAGACAUGCUGAUGGCUCUAACAUAUACAGUUCUGACACCUCUGCUUAACCCCAUUGUCUACAGUCUAAGAAACAAAGAAAUGCAGAUAGCUCUGAGGAAAGUACUAGGCAGUGUAAUUGGGCAUUUCCCUCAGAUGGUAAAUAAAAGAGCCCAAAACAUUUAA